UGGAUAUGUUUAACUAUAAAACUAUAUUGAAUAAGUUAGAAAAUUAUAGGCUUUUUGGACAGCAAGAUAUACAAUGACAAGAAAGGCACCAUUCUUCGUAAUUCUCAUCGUAGCUUUGCUCCUUUUGUCUCCUCUCUUCUUCGGACAAGUAGAAGCAAUAUCGACCAAACAACCAAAGCAUCGGAAGCUCGGGAAUAGAGAAGGAGAUGAAAAUAGGAGUAAUGAAAUUGUUGUCCAAAUGAAAGCAAGAGUGAAGCGAAGCAAGUCAAAAAGGGGACCCCAAAAAAAGGAACCUUAUAAGAAGCCACCUUGCAGUCCCCCAAGUCAUCCAGCAUAAGACAUCAUCAUUAGCCUAUUGUUUCCUCUCUUUUUAGAAAUGCUUGUUUAAUCAAACAACCCCCAAAAUAAACUGGAAAAUCUUCUUCUUUAUUUUUCUUUUAAUUUCUAUGUAAAUGUGUCUAUUCUUACUUUUGUAUUCCUUUAACGUAGCCAUCACAAGUUUGAUCU
Molecule: messenger RNA, 507 nt
Organism: Arabidopsis lyrata subsp. lyrata
Lineage: Eukaryota; Viridiplantae; Streptophyta; Magnoliopsida; Brassicales; Brassicaceae
Exons: 2
Coding region: 74-337 (87 amino acids)
Source: RefSeq, a predicted model, not a curated record